AAAAUCUGAAGACAUCAACUUGCAGAAUCCAACAGAUAUGUCCUAUGUUUUCAGUGGGGCCUACACACCUAUUUCAUGUAAACUUGUAGAGCAGGUUUUGACUAAGGAAGGUUUUACAGGUAUGGAGGAGAUCCUGAAACAUUUACCUGGAGGCACCUUCGCUGAUGUCAAAGUCAAACAGACCAAAGGUAAAGGAGGUACCACUAGUGCUACUUCUCCAUCACAACGCGUUGUCCUCGUCUACUUCCUCGGAGGAUGUACCUACUCCGAGAUCACUGCUCUCCGCUUCCUGGGGCGACUUAAAGGGUACCGAUUCCUGGUCGCUACCACAGCCUUGAUUAAUGGCAGUACAUGGCUGAACUCCCUGGUGGAGAAGUGAACAACACACCAUUUGAUUUAAAUGCAAACCAGUCAUGACAGUGACUGAUGGGUAACGUUAACGCAAACAAUUCAUUGGUAGUAGGAGGUCACGAAAGGUCACUUGUCCCAUGAACCUUGCACAAGUUGUGACUGCAACCAAUGAAUGUCAAAUUUGAAACUUGGACAAUCGAUCAAUUGCAGUAUAAACAUUGUUUGCCGUGUUAACGGUAUAUCAUACCCAAGGGAGUUUAGUCUGGCGUGUCUGAUCACACAAGUGUCGUGCUUGAAAUCAGUCAUGUUAAUGAUUGUUGAUGGUAUAAAUAGUUCAAAGGGAUGCAAUGCAGUAAUUAAGCAAAGAUAAAACGCAAAAAUGACCAAAAAUUGUUACAAUGGUGAUGAGGUUGUAUACCUUUGUGUAUUUACGACAUUUAGUCACAUAAAACGGGAGCAAACCAUGUAUUCAGAUCGAAGAUAAUAAUGAAAUUUUACGGACAGGCUAAAUUAGGCAGACUUAGUUACGACUGAAAAUGUUCUGACAUUCCUUAAGCUUUCAGUCCUACAGAUUAGAGCAGAGAAAGUUGUGGAUGGGGGUCCAUUGUGAUUGGUCAAUCAUCAAUUUAAGCAAGAAUUGGUUCAGACUGCUUGAAAUGAGAUUGAUGACUCCAUAUAAAGUUAUAUAGAUCAAAACCUGUUAAGCCUUAUGUUUGCAAGUUAACGAAUUCUUAUGUUUGGGGUAAUUUUGAAAAUAGACUGAAACAAUUUUUUAAUUGUUCAAAAGGGACAUUUGUAUACACUAAAACACUUUGUUUAUUUUACAUAUAUAUAAAAGUCGUUUUGAAAGUUGAGCUGUUGACACACCAAGUAAUUACUCAGAUUGAACCUUGGAGGCCUCGUUACAGUAACCCUCUGUUAUCUGGUUAUGUUUUAACCUGCUGUUUGAAUGCGGUGAUUACUCAAUAUGGGUCAUGCUUGUCCAACAUUGACAUAAUACUUCCACAUCCGGUUACGACAGGAGGCAGGCCAGAAAGGGACAGUCCUUUACUUAUAACGUGCACAUUCCUUACUGGUGUGCUCGUGGGGCUAAAAUUGAUCGAAGGGCCAGAAAUAUGAUGCAAAAUCCAGUCAGUGUGACUGAUGGGUCCACACUUGUAUGUAAAUACAGACAGAUUGUUGGACAAACAAAAGAUAUAUUAUCAUGUUCUAAAGUGAGAGAGUACACCAACUCAUGGAUGCUUUCUAUCAUUCGUGUUUGAAAUUAUUCGAUAAACUCUGCUCAGAAGCGCCACAUAUUCUGAACCAAACGUUGAAAUCGUGGAUUACUUGGUUGACUUGUUUUCGUAAGGUUAAGGGUUUUUUAUGUUAAAAAAAUUAUGAACAAAUUAGAUGUGGGAUUUUUGGUUUAUUUGUGUUAGACUAGUGUAUAAGAGUUAUUUAAAAUCGUAUCCAAAGGUACUCUUUGUGGCAAACUUUAAAAAGAAGCAAUACCAAACUAACUUUCCGAAAAAUAUAUGGCUGAACAGCAGUCGCAAGCAUGCUCACCGGAGCCAAGCAUGCUCACCGGAGCUGCUGAAAUUUGACGAACAGUGCUACAAUUAAAGGACUUCUACUUUACCACAAUGCCUGAACCUUUUUUGUACACAGUAAACGUAUGUAUGUGGUGUUGUCGAAUUUUAAAUGCAACAUUUUUUUACUGAUUUCCCUGAAAAUAUAUUAAGUAUUACCUAUUUAUUGGUAUUAAAACCUAACAUAUCAAAAUGUUCCACGGCUUUUCACAAACUUCUCAGCAAUGUCACGAGGACAACUAAUCACUAUUGUUAAGUGGUCUACAUGUACAGGAUAUGAACACUUCGUCGUGCAUUGAUCCUCAGUUACAGCGUUCCAAAUAAUUGUGAUAUUUUUGUUAUCAUUAACAUUUUAUUGUUUUGUGUUUCAAAUACAUUGUUGUUUUGUCACCCAUUGUUAUAUGACGAUUGUUACCAGUAUGGCUUAGAUUUCUGAGGAAGUUACAUUGUUGCUAUACUCGCUACCUGAAAGUUAUUCUUUGUCAUUCUGAUCGAGACCAUUUAAGGCGUUUAAGUAAAUUUUGAACUCCACGAAAUAACACUAAAAUUUGACCCUGCAAAAUGAAAUCGCUCUGUAUACUAAGCGUUGUCGUAAGGACACAACACAGCUGUCAUCACCACUUGUAUUGGCAUCGUAUUUAUAACAGUGACUGACCUUCAGUAGAUGUUAGUAUAUUUGUUCACAGAAACAUAUUUGGGCAUAUUCGAUUCUUGGAAAACGUAAAAACAUAAAUAAAUAAAUGAUCGUAAUAAUCUUUAAAAAAAUUUUUUUUUUUUUUUAUUUAUUUUACACAUUUUCCUAAUUUAGAUAUGUACUGUAUCUCUGAUAAUGAGAAGCAUGUGAGGUCACACUUAUUGGAUUACUAGUAUAUAUACUACAUGUUGUAUACUAUUUCCGAGUUUUAUGGGUGUCUGAAGUUCCUCACGAUACACGCUGAGUUUGUGUUCAUCAUUUAUUGUUGUUGAUAUGGUACUGCUACGUUGUAUGUAGUUGUUUUCCUGUUUCGUCGAUGUCAAACUAAUAGAACCCAGGGUUCGUUUUUGUGUUUUGAAGAACAGGUUUGCGUAAUAAUUGAUGAUUUUCAGUAAUAUUCGCUGGUUUAUAUUGUAGAUAAUACCACAUCCUGGCUCCUCCUAAUCGUCGUAUAGUGGUUAUCGUGUUAUGUUUCCAUGCAGAAACAUAUCUUAAUCCUGUUCUUUUCGUUUGCAAUAUUUUAUACAUUUUUUUUUUAAAUUAUUAAACAACACACGCGAAGCAUUUGCAGUGAACUUGUUUUGUUUAUUUCCGAUGUCUUACGUGAGACAGGUCUAACCAAGGCUGAUCAGUAUGUGAUAGUUACCAGAGAUAUGCAGUGAACUUGUUUUGUUUAUUUCCGAUGUCUUACGUGAGACAGGUCUAACCGAGGCUGAUCAGUAUGUGAUAGUCACCAGAGAUAUGGAUUUGAUGAACAAUUGUAUACUUAAAAUAAUAAAGAUUUGUUUCAUU
Mizuhopecten yessoensis (Yesso scallop) is the source of this 3408-nucleotide messenger RNA. Its product is annotated as vacuolar protein sorting-associated protein 33B-like. Gene Ontology annotation, cellular component: CORVET complex; lysosome. Gene Ontology annotation, biological process: vesicle-mediated transport; intracellular protein transport. Lineage: Eukaryota; Metazoa; Mollusca; Bivalvia; Pectinida; Pectinidae. The record is from RefSeq and is a predicted model, not a curated record. The transcript has 4 exons. Bases 38 to 379 code for a protein of 113 amino acids.